Messenger RNA from Cimex lectularius (bed bug), 2270 nucleotides. RefSeq names its product cadherin EGF LAG seven-pass G-type receptor 1-like. The coding region runs from base 391 to 1809 and encodes 472 amino acids. Gene Ontology annotation, cellular component: membrane. Gene Ontology annotation, molecular function: G protein-coupled receptor activity. Gene Ontology annotation, biological process: cell surface receptor signaling pathway; adenylate cyclase-activating G protein-coupled receptor signaling pathway. The record is from RefSeq and is a predicted model, not a curated record. The transcript is spliced from 13 exons. NCBI's taxonomy places the organism in Eukaryota, Metazoa, Arthropoda, Insecta, Hemiptera, Cimicidae.
UGGCGGUGGGGUUGGAUUUGGUCCAAGUUGGCAAACGGUUCGAUUGCUAAUGAGGGCCCAAUUAUAAAGUGGGGGUCAGUUGGUUGGAGUCCAAACUUCAUCAGAACAGGCUCAUAACGCGGUGUACGGUCCUUCCUCAUAAUCCUGUCUCGGGUUACUAUAUUUCUAUAUCGCGACAAUUAAUCCUUACAACAAAGAGUGAAAGAAUAGAAUCGUUCCAGUGGAAAGAUUCUAAACCUACUACAAAUUACUCAAGGAAAGGUGGAUGGUGACCUAACGUCAGUAUAGAAAUGGGACCACUGAUCUAUUAAGUGAAUGUUUUCGUAAGACUGAUGGAUAAUAAUAAAAUGCAGAUAAUAUGCAUGACGUGAUUUUACGGAACUCAUAAACAUGGAGAUGUCGAGGAUAGCAGUGCUUGUAUCUUGUUCGUGCUUGUUCACCUAUUCCUCAACAGCAUUUUUAAACGAAAAAUGGGUCACGGAGAGUCCAAUGCCGUUGAGUUCCGCACCGGCACCACCACUGACUCGGGAGACGCCGACCGUGCCAGCGACAAACUUCACAGCAAAGGAGUCGGCAGGGGUCGGCAACGGGACUACUCACCAUCCUGGGAACGCAACCCGUAAAUCAACGACGAUCGACGACACGGACGAGUAUUACUCCGCUUAUCCGGAUUAUCCCGAUCCCAUUAACUCAUCGGGAAGCGUGCUUCCUGAGCCUGAAGUCAGCCCUCUGGAAAGCGAAGAACCAGUUCCGUUGCCAGACGACAGCCUCGCGGACACCGACCUCCACGACCAUGACCUCAUUGACAGCGUCAUGUACAUUUAUUUUGGGGGUUCGAAUAGAGACCGCGGCCCAGCAGGAAGACAGGUGACAGUCAAUGUUUCCACUUCUACAUCAACCGCUACUGCUCAGCCCCACAACGUUCAGGUCCUUAUAGUCGGAGCGGUAAUGGCGCUGGUCGCUCAGUUCCUGACUCUUGCAGGUGCCUUCAAAAGGCUCAAGACUGAAGACUCUGCUUUAGUCAUCCUUCUAAAUACAGAGCUAGCUCUCACGUGCAGCAAUCUGCUCUUUAUGCUCGGUGUGCAAGCGACGAGUGACAAAUGGACAUGCGAGAUGAUUGCAAUCGCCCUGCACUACCUCCACCUUGUCACCGCCUCUUGGUUUUGCGCCAACUGCUUCCACAGCUACUGGAAAUUGUCCCGGCCAGCUCACAAGCCGAGGAUUUUAUUCUACACGCUCGCCUCAUGGCUUUUUCCAGCACUUGUAGUAUAUAUUUCGACAGUGGUGAACUUUCAGGGGUAUGAGGCUUGCCAUUACUGCUGGAUGUCAGUCGAGCGGGGAAUACUUAUUCUAUUUAUGCUUCCUAUCUCAGCCCUUAUGAUCGCCAAUACAAUUCUCGUUGUCAUUGGACUGAAGAUGGCUAACAAAUGGCAUUUGGAAUCCGAACCGGAGAGGAAGUCGUUGAGAGUGGCCGCAUCCCUGCUACCCAUGUUUUCCGUCGUUUGGUUCCUAAGCGUCGUCGCUCUCGACAAUUCGCGAUCGCUCGUCUUUCCGCUACUUUACGUCGCCAGCAACGCUUUUCUUAACUGGUUUGUUUUCAUCUGGUGGCUGCCAGGGGAGACGGGCUCGUGGAGAGAAGGCGACGAAGAGUACGAAGACGAUUUCGAGGAAGAACUUCUUUACGAAGAUCAACAUUGCAAUACCAACAGUAGCAAAGAAGAGCUGGCCCAGCAGGAACAGUUAUACCUCAUAGGUCCUAGAGACAACUACGAACUACAAAUGGAGCCGAUAUGCACUAUAUCUUCCUGAGCUGAAAAGAACCCGUAUCGGGAGCUCGUUUGGGAAAAAACCCUUUCGAGGGGAAAAGAAGAAAGACCGGGACCCGCCCCUUCGACGAGCUCCGACGAGACUUCGACAAACGAACUCGCCCUUAUUUCCAGCCUUUUGCAGGAAAGUGAAAUUUAUCGGAAACGAAGUUUUGUAAGAUACGAUGGUUAAUUAUUACGUGAUGAGCUGGUCUCUGCUGUUUCACAAGGAAGCUCAAUUCUCCUCCGACAAUAUACCGUCUUUUGCUCAUCGAGAGUUCAUAAUUUUCUAUUCCGCCCUUUACACUUAUGAUUCCUUUAGUUAAAAUUAACUGUUAGUUUUCAUUUAUUGGACAAAAUCUUUUCGGUAAACAAAUAACAACUCCCAUUCAUUUCCGACGUCCUAAGGAUAUAAUUAAUAUAACGACAGAAGGACGUCAACUGUAAAUUUUGUAAAUAUUAGAC